Molecule: messenger RNA, 1123 nt
Organism: Xenia sp. Carnegie-2017
Lineage: Eukaryota; Metazoa; Cnidaria; Anthozoa; Malacalcyonacea; Xeniidae
Product: protein MNN4-like
Exons: 2
Coding region: 110-529 (139 amino acids)
Source: RefSeq, a predicted model, not a curated record
ACAUUGCGCGUCCCGGACAGAAAAAACGUCGUAUUGCGUUUGCAGCAGCUUAUAAAUUUUUGUAUAGUCUUUUCCCACAAGUCUGUAGUAAAGGCAAGAAAACGAAGGAAUGUCGGGCGAGGAGGAAAGUUCCGCAAAGACGUCGGCUAGUGAACAAGCGACUUUAGUGGAUUCAGAAGAGAAACCGACGGAGGACGAUGUGAAUGUCAACGGAAACGCCAAAGAUAAAGGGGCAAACGUUAAUGAAGCAGGAGGAGGACCACCAGACAAAGAGGAAUCAAAUGAGAACAAUCCUACAACAGACGAGUCUGGAGAAAAGGACGUUGGCGAUCCCGUAAAGACCGAAGAAACUCAGGAGAAAGGUGUUCAACCGAAAGAAAGUGAUAACGUGUCGAAGGAUAAGCAAAACAACUCGAACGAAGACAAAAAGGCGCCAAAAAACGAGGACGAAAAGUCGCCAAAAAACGAAGAUGAAAAGUCGCAAAAAAAUGACGAAGAAGAAUACGGAUGCUGCUGUAUUUUAAUUUGAACCUUUUUCACACAUAGUCUAGAUAUUAUGGAUUUAAAAUAAAUUUUUUUUAUGGUCAGGGACGUACCGAGCAGGGUUGGUGUGAUGGUGAGGCGCCUAGCCCCCCCCCGUUUUUUUCAAACAUGGUUAUGGUGAUAAGUGGUCCACAUCGGUUUUUUUAACGUAACCAAUCGUUAAUUUUUAAAUUUAUGCCAGCAAGAACCAUUUCAUUCAUUUACUGCUUGUGAGGGAGAUGGGUCUUUCACCUUAACUGUAUUCAGUCUUUACAAACUUACAUACAAAGUAUUCCAAAAAUAGUCAAGUAGCUUUGCUGUUUCAAAUCAUCGACUUCAACGGUUGAAAUGAUUGAGAAACACCCUACGAAUCUGAAUGCACUUGGUACGCUUCUGAUUGGGGUCGACGAAAUUGACCGACUCACAGGGCCUGUGAAGUGACUCAAAAUACUUCAUGAAUCUUGACAUGACAUUUCUUAUAUUACCAUGAAUAGCGUAUGUACUACAGGUGUUUCGAAUAUCGAAAAUGCAUUAGGAGACUUGUAGCGUUUAGCAGUAAAUUAAAAACGCAACCACGACAAUAAAUCUUUCAGAGACGCAA